This is a messenger RNA of Drosophila ananassae, 1391 nucleotides long. RefSeq names its product acyl-CoA Delta-9 desaturase. Gene Ontology annotation, molecular function: iron ion binding; stearoyl-CoA 9-desaturase activity. The transcript is spliced from 4 exons. The record is from RefSeq and is a predicted model, not a curated record. Lineage: Eukaryota; Metazoa; Arthropoda; Insecta; Diptera; Drosophilidae. The coding region runs from base 151 to 1305 and encodes 384 amino acids. Gene Ontology annotation, biological process: unsaturated fatty acid biosynthetic process. Gene Ontology annotation, cellular component: endoplasmic reticulum membrane.
GGAAUCAAUUGGAAAGUUGCAAUAAAAGAAAGUGGUCGAUUCCAAUCCAAUCAGUGUGCUUUAAGUUAAAUGAAAUACAAAUAUAGGGAUUCCGAUUCUGUUAACAUUGAAGUUUAAGAAUCGUACUGUUUAGUUCAAGUUCUUCUUAACAUGGCCCCGUACAGCAGAUCCAUAGAAGCACCAGACAACUGGAAAAGUGACGACGCUCCCUCGGAACAGACGGGAGUACUCUUCGACUGCGAUGUGGAGACCAUCGACGGAGGGCGGCUGAUAGACACCUGUAACCUGAAACGGGCGGAUGACCGAAAACUGGUGUGGGUCUGGCGGAACAUUAUCCUGUUCGCAAUGGUCCACCUGGCCGCCCUCUAUGGCGGAUACUUGAUAUUUGCAAAGGCCAAGUUCUACACCACCAUAUUUGCUGCCGUUCUAUAUAGCUGCGGAAUGCUGGGCGUAACAGUAGGCGCCCAUCGCCUGUGGUCUCAUCGAUCCUACAAAGCCAAGUGGCCAAUGCGCCUGAUCCUGACGAUAUUCAAUACGAUUGCGUUCCAGGAUUCCAUCUACCACUGGGUGCGCGACCACAGAAUGCACCAUAAGUACUCCGAAACUGAUGCCGAUCCGCACAACACUUCCAGGGGCUUCUUCUACUCGCACAUUGGCUGGCUUCUCUGCAAGAAGCACCCGGAAGUGACGUUAAAGGGGAAGGGCCUUAAUAUGUCCGACCUUCGAAAGGAUCCGUUGGUUAUGUUCCAGCACAAGCACUAUUACACUUUAAUGCCCUUGUCCUGCUUCAUCCUGCCCACAGUGCUACCCAUGCUGUGCUGGAAUGAGUCCUUGGAGUGUUCUCUCUUUGUGGCCACCUUGUUUCGCUGGUGCUUGCAACUGAACAUGACCUGGUUGGUGAAUAGCGCAGCUCACAAGUACGGUGGAAGACCCUAUGACACAACCAUGAAUCCUUCACAGAAUGCCUACGUUUCCGUGAUGACUUUUGGGGAAGGCUGGCACAACUUUCACCACGUCUUUCCUUGGGACUAUAGAACCUCUGAGCUGGGGAACUUCACCAUGGGCUUGGGUACCAUCUUCAUCGACUUCUGUGGCACCCUCGGUUGGGCCUACGACCGUAAGUCGGUAACUCCGGACAUGAUCCAGAAGCGCUCGAAACGGACUGGAGACGGCAGCCAUGCUCUGUGGGGAUGGGGCGACAAGGACAUGACCCCUGAAGAAAGGAAAUAUGUGAUAGUUCAUAAACGUAGAACGAAACGGAGAUUAUCUACCGGCGUGUCGGCAGCCCAUUUCGUCAAUAAUUAACUCACUUAAUUAUAGUCUUCUUAUGAUAGUGUUAAUGGUUUUAUUCGUGCUAAAUAUAUAACUGAUAUUUGUUAUCGAAAUACGGA